AUGUCGCAGGAUAAAAAGCCAUUAUCCAGUAGUGAGGUUUUUCAGCCUGCAAAUGAUGGAUUUUGGGGCGAUAUUGAUGAGAGGUUCUUUUCGGAGAAGCUUCCAGAAGAUUAUUUUGAAUUUUCAAGUACCUCCCAUCUCAAAGAGUCAUGA
Sclerotinia sclerotiorum 1980 UF-70 is the source of this 153-nucleotide messenger RNA. RefSeq lists its product with no specific name. The record is from RefSeq and is a predicted model, not a curated record. The transcript has a single exon. Bases 1 to 153 code for a protein of 50 amino acids. Lineage: Eukaryota; Fungi; Ascomycota; Leotiomycetes; Helotiales; Sclerotiniaceae.